Molecule: messenger RNA, 938 nt
Organism: Pygoscelis adeliae (Adelie penguin)
Lineage: Eukaryota; Metazoa; Chordata; Aves; Sphenisciformes; Spheniscidae
Gene: NUDT5
Product: nudix (nucleoside diphosphate linked moiety X)-type motif 5
Exons: 11
Coding region: 34-702 (222 amino acids)
Biological process (GO): nucleoside phosphate metabolic process; ribose phosphate metabolic process
Cellular component (GO): nucleus
Molecular function (GO): ADP-ribose diphosphatase activity
Source: RefSeq, a predicted model, not a curated record
GUAUUACUAUGACAAAGACUGACAUUCCAGAUUAUGAAAAUGGCAGCUGAGACAUCCACAGAAGUUCCAAAAACUGCUAGACAAUUCGUCCUUAAGGAAGAGGUAAUUGUAGAAGGAAAAUGGGUGAAGCUUGAAGAAACAACUUACACUGAUCCCUUUGGUAAAACCAGAACUUGGGAAACGGUAAAGCGUACUGGCAACAAAAAGGGCAUUUCAGCUGAUGGUGUAGCAGUGAUAGCUGUACUACAGAGAACUCUCCACUACGACUGCAUUGUCCUAGUGAAACAGUUCAGGCCCCCAAUUAACAGCUAUUGCUUGGAGUUUCCUGCAGGCCUCAUCGAGGAAAAUGAGACUGCAGAAAGCGCUGCAUUGCGAGAGUUGGAGGAAGAAACUGGGUACAAGGGGGAAGUCGUUGAAUGUACUCCAGCUCUCUGCUUGGACCCAGGUUUGUCAAACAGCACAACACACAUUGUGAGCGUCACCAUUAACGGAGAUGAGGCUGAGAAUACGAGACCUAAACAAAAACUUGAUGACGGAGAAUUUGUGGAAGUCAUUUCACUUCCAAAGAACGACCUACUGCAAAGAAUUGACGAACUAGUAGCAGAAGAACAUAUUGCAGUGGAUGCCAGGGUUUACACUUACGCAUUGGCCCUGAAGCGUGCAGCAGAGAAACCGCUCCAAGUUCCUUUUAUGAAGUUCUAAAACUAGAUGAUGAGAAAUUUAGUUGAAAACUGCCCAAUUCAGAUGGCUUAGAAGUAUAACUCUUCUUGUAUCAAAGAUCCUUUGCUUUACUUGUAGAGCAAAACCAGUAUUUGUAGGAAUGAUUCUGAUAUUUUCAUCUGGAAUUAUGUAACUGACAAAAAGCAUUUCUUCUAACUGCUCAGUCUAUCAAGCCUUGACAGAAUAAUCCUAAUAAAAAUGCCGUUUAAUUUUCAGAA